GUCUGCAGCGGCAUAAAUAUCAGAAACCGUGGACUCCUCACUCUCAUCAAAGGCCACCCACCUGGUCAGAAGUAACAUCUUGUUGAAGUCGUGAGCUCAUUUUUGUUCCUCUGCUAGCUUGAAACCGAGUACUGAGAGUCCGCUGUGCUAGAUCCAUCGCCGAUGGCUAUUAAAAAUAUUGUCCUUUUUGGAGAGAGUGGCGUCGGGAAAAGCUCCAUCAUCAACCUCCUCGCAGGGAAGAAGGUCGCUAAGACCUCUCUAGACGACAAACAUUGUACAUUGCGUUAUGAAGCAUAUGAUGUUACCAUCAAUGAUGUGCCAUAUCGUAUCUAUGAUACUGCCGGGGUCGACGGCGACUGCAGGGACCCUAGCGGAUUUAUUGACGCUGUCACCGAUGCUCACGAGUUAAUGAAGGAGCUCAAUAGGAAAGGAGGGCCUCAUCUUCUGCUGUACUGCAUGAAGGCGGGCAGGAUACAACCAUCGUUUGCCACCAACUACAGGUUAUUCUAUGAAUUUCUCUUCAAGGAGAAGAUACCAGUCGCGCUCGUCGUCACUCACCUGGAGAGGGAGGAUCCCAUGGAUGAUUGGUACACGCGAAACAAGGGAUCGUUCGACCGCAUCGUCGACCGCGAUGCGGUCAAGUAUGUUGAUUAUGUUUGUAUCACUGCGGCUGACAAUCUCCGGGACCCGAGAUACAGGAGGAAGUACGAUACCUCCAGAGGAGAGGUGGGCGACUUGAUCAGACGCCAUAUAGAUGAGGUGAUGAGCUGGAAUAUUGGAGAGGAAAGGUGGUUUGGCAAGUUCAUCAAAAAGUUGAAAGACCUCUUAACGGGACGUCCAAGCAAAUCAGACUUUUGGGUUCUCACGAAGCGCUGCGGAAUGGAGAAGAGCCUAGCACAUGCCGUGAUUCAAAGACUUAAUAGAUCUACUAGUAGAUGACCUAAUCUCCCUAUACUAAACAGACCCCAGACCCAAGAAGAUAGUCCUUCUUUACUAUGUAGUAUACUAUGGUCGGCUUCCUACUAGGCAUGCACCUAGCACUGGCCCCAAGCCAACGGUGGAGCAAGUUGAAGCGGUGACCGUUGAAUGUUCAAACGUUCAAGGCCUGGCACUAGCUAUGUAUUUGCAC
This is a messenger RNA of Suillus paluster, 1129 nucleotides long. RefSeq names its product P-loop containing nucleoside triphosphate hydrolase protein. Lineage: Eukaryota; Fungi; Basidiomycota; Agaricomycetes; Boletales; Suillaceae. The coding region runs from base 163 to 939 and encodes 258 amino acids. Gene Ontology annotation, molecular function: GTP binding. The record is from RefSeq and is a predicted model, not a curated record. The transcript has a single exon.